UAUCAAACCUCAGCAGAGCCCAUUCAUUCUGAAAGUGAAAGUUUCAGGCUAAAGGGCAAAAGGAGCUGCAAGGAUAAUUUCACCUCACUCAAUUUAGGAUACCAGUGGAGUUCACAGUUCACUCUCCAGAAUGACCGAGGCUGUGGACCGACUGCGUCUGCUUCAGUUUGUGCUGAUCCAAGCCCUGUUUCUCACAGGCUGCUCCAGUGAAAGUGACAGAAAUGUCGAAUGUCAGAAGAUAACUGGAACAGUUGGGAAACCAUUAACUCUGACCUGCAAUAUUGUAGGUGAUCAAAGCUGCAGCUGUACUCAAUACAAAUGGAAAAAGAAUGGAAUUGAGCUGAAAAAUGGCACUGGCACUGAUUGUAAAGGGAAAUGUACAUUGAAUUACACAAUUCAGAAUCCAUCCAUGACAGACAGCGGGACAUUUACACUUUGGGUACAACUGACAAGUGGAUGUAAUGAAGGACAUUUCAGUGUGAUCUUAUCAGAGGAGGUCAUUCCUGCAGCACCAGAGGAGGUCAUUCCUGCAGCACCAGAGGAGGUCAUUCCUGCUGCACCAGAGAAUGUCACUCUUGCACCCCAAGGUUCGGGCGCCAAGGCACCACAAGAAAAAACAGAACAGCCUGACGACAAAAGUGCUCGUAAUCAUCAAGUGGUUGUAAUUUUUGCGGCCCUCCUGACCAUCUUAGGCCUCACUUAUUUGGCGAUUUUCUGCAGAAACCAUAGAACAACGAUUUCUCAGAGACUGAAUUUUGACCUCUUCAGGAAGCAAAGCACAUCGCAGGGAAUGGUGUGACUCGCUGUCUCAGUAGUGCCAAUGUGUUCUUUUCACAGCUGAUGAGAGAGGGACAGAAAAUAAAGAUGUGACAUACUGAAAAGUUGGACAGUUUUAGGUAGAAAUGCCACUGGCAGGUUUCCAUUGGUGCAGAUGUCACUUUUGUGAAAUGUUUAUAUGUAAUGUAACAAAUGUGAAUAUGUAUUUUUCUGUCUUGCACUUUUUAUGUCUGAUUUCUGUGAAAGAACAUUAUAUCACUGACACAAUGUGGUCAUUGAAUAAAUGAGCUCAGUAAGGGCCAGUUUUUAAUCAGGCUACUCUACUGUGCCCACUGGAGUUAUGUUGUCCUGCUUGUAAGUUCUUAUAAAUGCUGAACCAUCUAAACUUAUUCUCCACGCAAACUGUUCACUGUGGUACAUCAUUAAUCUACUGUGCAUUGGAACAUAUGAUUGGAAACAAAGACUAUAGAGUGGCGCUAAAUCAUUGAAUUAAGCUUUUCUUUCACUUUUUUUUGUUUCAUAUUCUAUUUUAUGUUUGAUGUCCAGAUAUUAUGGAGUUUAUAGAUAAACACAGAUAUAUAAGCUUAAAGUACUAAUAAACGUUUCUAUAUAUAAACAACUGUAAGCUAUAUGUAUGAUUGUGGUUUUGGCUGGAAUUUGAAAGAAAGGCUUUAAUUUUUCUGUUUAAAAGAAUAGAUAUAUAUUUUUGCUAUUUUUUCAGCAGAGUGAGGGAAACAUAUUUCUCAGUCCAGCUUUAUUCAGAUCUACAUCUCUCUAUAUUUUAUGGAGUACAAUAAUAAUAUUUGUUCUUUUUUUUUCUUCUGAAAUGAAUAUGACACAAAUCUGAUGUUCACAAAAUUUAUGCAUUAGCUAAAUAAAUACAGAAUUCAAUACUGAA
This is a messenger RNA of Pygocentrus nattereri (red-bellied piranha), 1675 nucleotides long. RefSeq lists its product as uncharacterized. The transcript is spliced from 9 exons. The record is from RefSeq and is a predicted model, not a curated record. Bases 131 to 799 code for a protein of 222 amino acids. Lineage: Eukaryota; Metazoa; Chordata; Actinopteri; Characiformes; Serrasalmidae.